This is a messenger RNA of Suillus paluster, 708 nucleotides long. Its product is annotated as SH3-binding, glutamic acid-rich protein-domain-containing protein. The transcript is spliced from 5 exons. The coding region runs from base 1 to 708 and encodes 235 amino acids. Gene Ontology annotation, cellular component: cytoplasm. The record is from RefSeq and is a predicted model, not a curated record. Lineage: Eukaryota; Fungi; Basidiomycota; Agaricomycetes; Boletales; Suillaceae.
AUGCCCUCGCCUCCGAUCCAAGUCUUCCUCACGACGAUCGCGUCGCAGGUUGUCGUACGGAAGCGCCAAGAAUAUAUCCUCCGCAUCCUUCAAACCAAGAAGAUCCCAUAUACCUCGUACGAUCUCGCCUCUGACGAGGAUGCCAAACGCUUGUGGAGGCGUAAAGCCCCACCUAAUAAGCAGCAGCUUCCAGGUAUACUCGUAGGUGGCAAAUUUAUUGGGGACUUUGACGCCUUCGAAGAAGCCGUCGAAACCGAAUGUCUCGCUACCUUCUUGAGGCUAAAUGAAACCUGGGACACUGCCGUCGAUGAAGACCGUCCGGCACCCGAGGUCAAGCCUGUCGGUGUCCCCGGUGCUGUCCCCAUCGCACAAAUGACGCCCGAACACCACAAGCCCCGCUUCUUCCCCCGCGACCCAGAUACCCCAUUGAAGCCUGUGAACAGGCGCAAGGGGGACUUCGAUGUGAGCACGGAGCUUGAGGGGUACGGGUUGCAGGGUGUAAGGGUAACCGAUGAGGACUUGAGGUUGUUGGUCGAAGAGCUUGGGCUUGAGGGAGAUGAUGCGGAGGAGAUGGUUAAGAGCUUGGGCGGUGAUGGGAAUGGGAAGGAUGUUCCAAAGGGGGGUGGUGGGGUUGACGAGAAGGUGAAGGAAGCCACGAAGAGCAAAGACGCUACGAAGGCGAGUACAACAAAGGAAGACGAUAAAUGA